Molecule: messenger RNA, 1530 nt
Organism: Capronia epimyces CBS 606.96
Lineage: Eukaryota; Fungi; Ascomycota; Eurotiomycetes; Chaetothyriales; Herpotrichiellaceae
Product: peanut-like protein 1 (cell division control like protein 1)
Exons: 3
Coding region: 1-1530 (509 amino acids)
Biological process (GO): cytoskeleton-dependent cytokinesis
Cellular component (GO): microtubule cytoskeleton; septin ring; cell division site
Molecular function (GO): GTPase activity; GTP binding; molecular adaptor activity
Source: RefSeq, a predicted model, not a curated record
AUGGAUAUGAGCGCAGAUCCAAAUCCUCUGGAUACUGGUCCUGGCCGUCAUGAUAAACAGUCUAAUCACCCUGGCUUGCCUGCGGCUGAAUCCUCAAAUUGUUCAGAUGUGACUAACUUGGAUGAAAAUGCAGCUGCUGUUGCUAACGGCAUACGGUCCUCUCCUUCUCCCAACAUCGCAAACGGGAAACCUGCAUCUCCUUAUCUCAAAGAAGCCACACCCGUCGGAACAAGUCCCUCCCCUGCACAUCCCACCCCUGCACAGACUGUCAGCUCAAAAGACCCCAAGGCCGCCGCUGCAGCUGCAAAUGACAUGCGAAAUGUGGUCAGAAGAAAAUUGACGGGCUAUGUUGGUUUUGCCAACCUGCCGAACCAAUGGCACCGAAAGAGUGUCAGAAAAGGCUUCAACUUCAAUGUCAUGAUUGUCGGAGAGUCUGGGCUAGGCAAAUCUACUUUGGUCAACACCUUGUUCAACACGUCGCUCUAUCCACCACGUGAACGCAAAGGUCCAAGUUUGGACAUCAUUCCAAAGACAGUUGCCAUCCAGUCAAUCAGCGCCGACAUUGAGGAGAACGGCGUGCGCCUGCGUCUGACAGUGGUCGACACCCCGGGAUUCGGAGAUUUUGUCAACAAUGACGACUCAUGGCGCCCGAUCGUGGAGAACAUUGAACAACGAUUUGAUGCGUACCUUGAGGCCGAAAACAAGGUUAACCGCAUGAACAUUGUCGAUAACCGAGUGCACGCCUGCGUCUAUUUCAUUCAACCCACUGGCCACUCUUUGAAACCACUAGACAUUGAAGUCAUGCGCCGCCUUCACACCAAGGUCAACCUGAUCCCUGUCAUCGCAAAGGCCGAUACGCUGACAGAUGAGGAAGUGGCCUCAUUUAAACAGAGGAUCCUUGCUGACAUUCAGCACCACUCGAUCCAAAUCUUCGAAGGCCCUCGAUACGAGCUGGAUGAUGAAGAGACCAUCGCUGAGAAUCAAGAGAUCAUGUCUAAAGUUCCAUUUGCCGUGGUCGGUGCCAACUAUGAAGUGACCAACCCAGAAGGCCGCAAGGUUCGCGGUCGCCGCUACCCAUGGGGUAUCAUCGAAGUUGACAACGAGGAUCACUGCGAUUUUGUCAAGUUACGACAGAUGCUGAUCCGAACACACAUGGAGGAGCUCAAAGAGAACACGAACAAUAUCCUGUACGAGAACUACCGUUCCGACAAGCUCAUCCAGAUGGGCGUUUCACAAGACCCCAGCGUGUUCAAAGAGGUCAACCCUGCUGUGAAGCAGGAGGAAGAACGCACACUCCACGAGCAGAAGCUUGCCAAGAUGGAAGCAGAAAUGAAGAUGGUGUUCCAGCAGAAGGUUCAGGAGAAGGAGAGCAAACUACAACAAAGUGAGGAGGAACUCUUCGCCCGUCAUCGCGAGAUGAAAGAGCAGUUGGAACGACAGCGAACAGAGCUCGAGGAGAAGAAGAUACGCAUCGAACAGGGUCGACCGAUCGAGAAGGAGGGUAAGAGAAAGGGAUUCUCGCUCCGAUAG